AUGGCUGAAGAUGGCAGCGAUGAGACUAUGUUUAUUUGGUGUGAGGACUGUGGGCAGUACCAUGAUUCAGAGUGUCCUGAGCUGGGCCCAGUGGUGACAGUCAAAGACUCCUUCGUAUUGAGCAGGGCAAGAUCAUCUCUGCCUUCGAAUCUGGAGAUAAGACAACUGGAAGAUGGGACUGAAGGAGUGUUUGCUCUGACUCAGCUGGUGAAACGUACCCAGUUUGGCCCAUUCGAAUCCAAGAGAGUUCUCAAGCUGGAGAAAGAAUCAGUUUUCCCCCUGAAGGUGUUCCAGAAGGAUGGGCCUCUGGUGUAUUUUGACACCACAAACGAAGAUGAUUGCAACUGGAUGAUGAUGGUGCGACCAGCCACCGAGUAUGAGCAUCAAAACUUAACUGCCUUCCAGCAUGACAAUGAUAUUUACUUCACCACCUGCCAGGACAUCCCACCAGGGACUGAGCUGCGAGUGUGGUAUGCAGCUUUUUACGCCAAAAAAAUGGAAAAGCCAGUGCUGAAGCAGGUCACUAGUAUUGCCAAUGAUAUGUGCUUGGUAGUGAUGGAAUCUGAUAAAGAGGGGAAUAAAGUCUCUUCCAAACCUUCAUCUGCUGUCUUACCCCAUAAAAAGACGAAGAAAUCCAGCACACAAGCAGCUGAUCCAGCAGUGAACACUCCAGAAGGCAGUGGAGCUGCAGAAGCAAAGCCCAGUCAGUGGCCAUGUAAAGUGUGUUCAUCUGCUUUCCCAGAGCCUCAGCUGCUGACAGAGCACUUGCUGAGUCACCUGGAACAAGCCAAAGGUGCUCCCCAGACCAGCCAAAAUGAAGCUGUGGCAAAGAAAGCAGCAGAAGCUCCUCCAACAGAUCAGCCAGUGACUAGUGAUGCAGCCAGUGCCAGCACAGACUCAAGGAGAAAGGCCAGGAGGGGAAGGAAGGCCAAAACAGCAAGAGCAGAAACACCUGUUGUCACUGAGAAAGAGAAAGAUUCUACAGUGGAACGUGUAGCUGAGGUCGUGACUGAGGUCCCUCCAGAAGAGGUAGCCCUGCCUCCAGCUGCAGAGGAGAGGAUUGUGGAUUUGGUUUUGGGAAAGAUGCCUAGCACCACAAAUAGCAUCAGUUCAGUGACAAAUAGGUUUGCUCAUCACCAAAACACCAUGUCCCUCAAAAGAAGUUUAAUUCUCUCCAGUAGACAUGGUAUACGGCGGAAGCUGAUAAAACAGCUUGGGGAGCACAAGAGAGUCUAUCAGUGCAGUAUCUGCAGUAAGAUCUUCCAGAACAGCAGCAACCUCAGCAGGCACAUCCGUUCUCAUGGUGACAAACUGUUUAAAUGUGAGGAGUGUGCAAAGCUGUUCAGCCGCAAGGAGAGCUUGAAGCAGCACGUGUCAUACAAGCACAGCAGGAACGAAGUGGACAGUGAGUACAGAUACAAGUGCACCACGUGUGACAAGGCCUUUCGGAUAGAGAGUGCAUUGGAAUUCCAUAACUGCAGGACAGAUGACAAGACAUUCCAGUGUGAGAUGUGUUUCAGAUUCUUUUCUACAAACAGCAAUCUUUCAAAACACAAGAAAAAGCAUGGGGAUAAGAAGUUUGCCUGUGAGAUCUGCAAUAAGAUGUUCUACAGGAAGGAUGUCAUGCUAGACCAUCAAAGGCGACACUUGGAAGGGGUGAGGCGUGUGAAAAGAGAAGACUUUGAGCACAGCACGGAAAACAUGGUUCGCUACAAGAAGGAGCCAUCGGGCUGCCCUGUGUGUGGGAAG
Acanthisitta chloris (rifleman) is the source of this 1749-nucleotide messenger RNA. RefSeq names its product PR domain zinc finger protein 15-like. NCBI's taxonomy places the organism in Eukaryota, Metazoa, Chordata, Aves, Passeriformes, Acanthisittidae. Gene Ontology annotation, biological process: cell fate commitment; regulation of transcription by RNA polymerase II. The annotation marks the transcript as partial. Gene Ontology annotation, molecular function: DNA-binding transcription factor activity; histone deacetylase binding; RNA polymerase II cis-regulatory region sequence-specific DNA binding. The transcript has 13 exons. Gene Ontology annotation, cellular component: cytoplasm; nucleus. The record is from RefSeq and is a predicted model, not a curated record.